This is a messenger RNA of Juglans microcarpa x Juglans regia, 1307 nucleotides long. Its product is annotated as acyl-CoA-binding domain-containing protein 1-like. NCBI's taxonomy places the organism in Eukaryota, Viridiplantae, Streptophyta, Magnoliopsida, Fagales, Juglandaceae. Gene Ontology annotation, molecular function: fatty-acyl-CoA binding; protein binding. The coding region runs from base 135 to 1163 and encodes 342 amino acids. The record is from RefSeq and is a predicted model, not a curated record. The transcript is spliced from 6 exons.
ACGCAGAUUAGAAGGGAUACAGUGAUUCACUUCAUAGAACCUACAAACAUCUCUCUCUCUCACGCCCAUGUCCCAUUUCUAGAGCUUUAGGGCUUUUGUUGAUCCUUCGUUUAACAGGCUACCCCGGUUCAACCAUGGCUGACUGGCAACAGCUCGUCCAGUCUAUAGUCCUAGGCCUACUUUUCUCUUUCCUCGUUGCCAAGCUCAUUUCCGUUGUCCUCUCUUUCAAAGAGGACAACUUCUCUCCCUCCCGCUCCGCCCCAAGACCGGGGAUACCCGAAGGCCCGGCAAACGAUGCCGACUCCUUGAUUGCAGAACAGGGCAGCAUCAGAAACGAUAGUGUGCCCGCUAGCGAUGCUGAAGACGAUGAUGAAGACGAUUGGGAGCGAGUGGAGAGUACGGAGCUGGACGAGGCCUUCAGCGCGGCUACUGCGUUCGUUGCGGCGGCUGCGGCCGAUCGGCUCUCGGAAAAGGUUUCGAACGACGUGCAGUUGAGUCUUUAUGGUUUGUACAAGAUUGCCACCGAGGGCCCUUGUAGCACGCCACAGCCUUCUGCUUUGAAAAUCACGGCGCGGGCCAAGUGGCAAGCAUGGCAGAAAUUGGGUGCUAUGCCUCCAGAAGAAGCUAUGCUGAAGUACAUUGAUCUUGUUACGGAGCUAUAUCCUUCUUGGUUGGCUGGUUCAACUCUGAAGAGUAAAGGCAGAGAAGGUGAUGCACCAAGUAUGGAUGCUAAAGGACCAAUGGGACCGGUUUUCAGCACUUUUGUCUAUGAGGAAGAAUCUGGAAACGAGUCGAAAAUGGAUGCUAUUCAUGCCUUUGCCAGGGAAGGAGAGGUGGAUAAUUUGCUCAAGUGUAUUGAAGGCGGCAUUUCAGUAAAUCUGAGAGAUGGCGAGGGUCGGACCCCAUUACACUGGGCUGUAGAUCGUGGCCACCUUAACAUCACUGAAUUGCUUGUUAAAAGUAAUGCUGAUGUAGAUGCAAAGGACGAUGAUGGCCAAACCCCAUUGCAUUAUGCUGUCACGUGUGAGAGAGAAGGCAUUGUCAAAUAUCUUUUGGAGCAAAAUGCAGAAACAAAUUUAAAGGACAAUGAUGGCAACACCCCUGCUGAUCUCUGUGAGGCAAACUGGCCUUGGAUGAAAUCUGCAGGGAAGCAGAUUGACUGAGAGCUUAUUAGUUUUGCUGCUAUAAGGUCUUUUCCUUAUUGUUGGCCAACUUCUAGUGGAUGUAUAUGGUUAUAUAUAACACUUUAAAAACUUAGUUAUACUUGUCAGAUGAAUUAGCACUCAGAUUAGUUUUACAGCCUCUCC